AAGCGCGCGUGCGCGGUGGGUCACAAGGGUGCGGGGAACGUCAGUGAGCAAAUCGCGCACCACCGUGUCUGCCAGCUCGCCUGAUUGCGCUCCUAGGGGCGGAGAAGGGUGCAGGCUCUUCGCCCUCUGUGUCCUUCUUUCACUAACUUCUGGACUUUCCAGCUCUUCCAAAGUUAGUUCUCGUGCAAAGCCUAAAGGCUGGAAAACCGUCCACGAUGACCAGCAUGACUCAGACUCUGCGGGAGGUGAUAAAGGCCAUGACCAAGGCUCGCAAUUUUGAGAGAGUUUUGGGAAAGAUUACUCUUGUCUCUGCUGCUCCUGGGAAAGUGAUUUGUGAAAUGAAAGUAGAAGAAGAGCAUACCAACGCAAUAGGCACUCUCCAUGGCGGUUUGACAGCCACGUUAGUAGAUAACGUAUCAACAAUGGCUCUGCUAUGCACGGAAAGGGGAGCACCCGGAGUCAGUGUCGAUAUGAACAUAACGUACAUGUCACCUGCAAAAUUAGGAGAAGAUAUAGUGAUUACAGCACAUGUUCUGAAGCAAGGAAAAACACUUGCAUUUACCUCUGUGGAUCUGACCAACAAGGCUACAGGAAAAUUAAUAGCACAAGGAAGACACACAAAACACCUGGGAAACUGAGAGAACAGCAGAAUGACCUAAAGAAACCCAACAAUGAAUAUCAAGUAUAGAUUUGACUCAAACAAUUGUAAUUUUUGAAAUAAACUCACAAAACCAGAAGCAGCUAGAAAUAUUCUUGGAGGAAAAAGACCUGGAAAUCAAGUAGGGUAAAGGUGGGGGUGUCUGUUUUUUUUCCACUUUAAGCAUCUUGUUUUUUAAUCAUGUGUGAUAAUUGGGUGAAAAAUUCUUAGCUCAAAGUGUUAAACAGGUAAAGCAAAGAAACUAGCAGGACCACUCUCGGUUAAGAUUAAAACUAAAGUCCAGUGUUAAGCUAAAGGAGAAAUAGAAAUUAAUGGUUCUAAUUCUGUUUGGGCUGCUAGGAACAACAGAAAUUUUUCAUGGUUCUAGAAGUUGGAAAGUCCUGGGUCAAGGCCCCAGCAGAUCCUGUUAGGUGAGGGCCCACUUCCUGGCUCAUAGAUUCUAACUUCGCACUGUGUGGUGGAAGGCGCAAGUGAGCCCUCUGGGUUCUCGUUUUUGAAAUGGGAGUCUCACUCUGUUGCCCAGGCUGGAGUACAGCAGCACAAUCUCAGCUCACUGCAAUCCCUGCCCCCUGGGUUCAAGUGAUUCUCCUGCCUCAGCCUCCCAAGUAGCUGGGACUACAGGCGUGUGCCAUCACACCUAAUUUUUGUACUUUUUUUUGUAGAAACGGGGUUCGCCAUCUUGGCCAGGCUGGUCUUGAACUCAUGACCUCAGGUGAUCUGCCCACCUUGGCCCCCCAAAGUGCUGGGAUUACGGGUGUGAGCCAAUGUGCCCAGCCUGGGUUCUCUUUUGUAAGGGCACUUACUCCAAUCUUGAGGGUUCUGCCCUCAUGAUCUAAUAACUUCCCAAAGACCCCCACCUGCUAAUAUCACCUUGGGGGUUGGGAUUUUAACAUACAAAUUUAGGGGAAACACAUUCAGACCACAGCAAUGGCCAAUCCUUAGUGAAUCUUAGGUCCUUCCCAGAUCUAAAAUGCCAAGCUACACUUGCAUUUCCUUAAGAUUAUGAAACUUCAAAAUAUAUGAACUACAGCCCAUACUGGAAAAUAAAAUAGAUUGAGCCACAUGCCUAAAAAAGACCUCAAGAAAGUUUGAGGCAAAGCACAUUAGUGAUACAGGAAAUGGUCCAAUAGAGGAAGGAAAAAGAGCAUGCUACUAGCCCCUUUUCUUAUACCAAGAAUAAAACCAUGCAGAUCUCAAACCUCCAAGUCUACAGUAUUGAAAAGACCAAGUUCACUUCUUAAAGUCUCCAAGUUCAGCUGACUGUGGCACUCUGAGACAGCUUCUCACUGUCAGUCAGGCUGGAGUACACUGAUACAAUCUCAGCUUACUGUAGCCUCAAAAUCCCAGGCUCAAGACAUUCUUCCACCUCAGUCUCCUGAGUAGCUGAACUACAGGCGUGUGCCACCACGCCUAAUUUGUAGAGACAAAGUCUCACUGUUGCCCAGCCCGGUCUCAAACUCCUAGGCUCAAGCAAUCCUCCUGCCUUGGCCCCCCAAAGUACUGGACUUACAGGUGUGAACCAUUGCACCCAGCUGACUCUUGUUCUAUGUCAGGGAGUCUUAAUGAACAUUUCAUGACUAAAGACUAAAAAGGAUGCAGCUUUAAGUAAAUUUAAGUCGUUAACAGUUAAAGGCAAAUCCUUUCCCUACAUUAGAUCACAUGCUGAUCUGUCCACUGAAAGGGCAGAAGACUCCACAGUAGCAAUAGUAGCAGUAAGUGUACACGAGUCCCAGAUGCUUACUUCUAGUAUUUCCCACUAAAAGGAACCUGGGCUCCUUGGAGAAACAGCUGAUUCCAGGGCUUGAGUUUGGGACAGAAAGGUUACAGUAUCUUAUGCAUGAAAGGAGAUGCUCAAAAUAAUAAAGGCAUGCAAAUUAUGAUUUGGAGGGAAAAAAUAUGAGGCCAUAGUGUUUAGGCAGAUAAUAAAUGACAGAGAUAGAACACUCUCUUACAACAAAUGCUGUAAAUGGACAGAGGGAUAGAUUUGGAAAAUCACUAUUUUGUAACCAUCAUAGUUAAAGACUGGUUUGGGUUUUAGUCUGAAAGAAUCGCCAAGGGAGCUCCUGAUAAAGGAACAGGAUAUUUGCACGUUGUUUCCCAAGAGAUUGCUAGUGGUAAGUACCAUAUAUAGGGCAAAACCAGGACACCUUGACCAGGCGCUCAAAAUUAACAUUAAUGAAGAGCAGAUGAAGAGUAUGCGUGAGAAGGGCGUAAGCAUGAAUAAACGAUUCAAAUGCAAAAUGAGUAACAAUUUACAAGAAAAGUUGCCCUGUACUCCAAAAAACAUAGAGAUCAUGAAACACUUAAAGGCUAAGGAACUGUUCCACAUUAAAGACAACUGAGAACAACUAAAUUCAAUGAUCCUGUACUCUAGGCGGGGAUCUGAAACAAGCUACCAAGGAUACUGGGACAACAAAACGAAUAUGGAUGAUAAAGAGUUCAACAUUCCCUGAGUUUGGUAAUUUUACUCGACUUAUGUGAAAUAUUCUUGUACUUGGAAUAUAUGCCAAAGUACUAAGGAAGGGGUAAGGAAGCAACAAAGUGUGCAACAAACUCUCAAAUAGCUCAUAGGUAUAAAUGUACAGAGAAAAUGAAAAAAAUGUGGCAAAAUAAUAAAAAUGAGGGUAAAGAUUACACAAGAGCUUUCAUAUUACUCUGGCAACUUUUCUAAAUUAUUCCAAAAUAAAAA
Molecule: messenger RNA, 3347 nt
Organism: Nomascus leucogenys (northern white-cheeked gibbon)
Lineage: Eukaryota; Metazoa; Chordata; Mammalia; Primates; Hylobatidae
Gene: ACOT13
Product: acyl-CoA thioesterase 13
Molecular function (GO): fatty acyl-CoA hydrolase activity
Source: RefSeq, a predicted model, not a curated record